UCUGCAUCCGGGGGCCGGAUGCUUUUUCUUGGCCCUGGUCGGAGCGGCGGUCGGGCUAGACGACAAGGGUGAUGGCGCCUCGGCUGGGAGCGCUGUGGGUCGCUUCGGUGCUUCUGGCAGUUGUUUCUGCCAAUGAAUUCAGUGUAUUAAGAGCGCCUGAAUCUGUUAUAUUUCGAGAAGGAAAUUGGCCAAUUCCUGGAGAACGGAUCCCAGAUGUGGCAGCCUUGUCCAUGGGCUUCUCUAUUGAGGAAGAUCUCUCUUGGCCUGGGUUAGCAGUAGGUGAUCUUUUUCGGCGUCCGCGAGCUACUGUUCUUGUUACUGUAACGGGGAUAGACAAGCUAACAAUGCCUAAGAAUGGAGUAUCUUACCCAGUUGAAAAUGCAGUUCCCUUCAGCCUGGAUGGGGUUGCAAAUGCAAUACAUACUUUAUUUUCUGAAGAAACGCCAGUAGUUGUCCAACUAGCUCCUAGUGAAGAAAGAGUUUAUAUGGUGGGAAAAGCAAAUUCUGUAUUCGAAGAUCUUUCUGUCACACUGCGGCAGCUUCGGAAUAGACUUUUCCAGGAUAAUUCCAUUCUUGCUUCCCUUCCUCUCAACUCAUUAAGCAGAAACAAUGAGGUUGAUCUCCUCCUCCUAUCAGAAUUGCAAGUUUUGCAUGACAUCACAUGCUUGCUUGCUAGACACAAACAUCUGGCCAAGGACCAUUCACCAGAUCUAUAUUCUCUAGAGCUUUCUGGAUUGGAAGAAAUAGGUAAAAGGUAUGGGGAAGAUUCACAGCAGUUCAAGGAUGCUUCUCAGAUUCUUGCAGACUCUCUGCAAAAGUUUGCAGAUGAGAUGUACAAUAUCUAUAGUGGGAAUGCAGUGGUAGAAGUGGUGACUGUGAAGACUUUUGAUACUCCCUUUGUGAGAAAAUCCAGAUCUAUUCUACAAUCCUCAGAGAGCAAGCCUGAAAAUCCGUAUAACAUAGGAUAUGCAUACAACUUUAACUAUGCUGUUGUCUUCAAUAUAAUUUUCUGGAUCAUGCUUGGACUGGCCAUAGCUGUGAUUGUUAUCUCCUACAAUCUGUGGAAUAUGGAUCCAGGCUAUGACAGCAUCAUUUAUAGAAUGACCAACCAGAAAAUUAGAAUGGAUUAAUUAAUCUUUAGAUGCAAAUCUAAGAGGAGAAAUGCUUCUUCAGUAUUCUGACAGCAUUCAAUAUGGACUCUUCAUAGUGUGAAUAUUUUUAUGAAGUACACAUUUGUGUUUUGUGAGGAUAUAUUAAAAGAUAAUAGUGGGUGUGGCCAAUGUGCAGAGUUGAAAAUGAGCAGUACUACACAACCAUGAGCUAAUUCUAAUUGAAAUAUAUAUUUAUUCUACCUUGUGACUGUGCAGUGUGCAUUUUGCUUUAGGGAUGCUUCUUUAUAUUGCUUACGACUAAUAGUCUUAUCAGUUUUCUUACACUGGAAGUUUAGGAUGUUUUCUUAAACUAUGUUAUAGAUGAAUAAAGUAAUUCAUGAUGUAAAUAUUUCAAAUGUUAGGAUUUUAAUCCUAUUAAGCUUGAUUAUCCAAUGUAAAAGUUUCUUUAAGCAGAGGUACCUUUUUAAAAUACAACUUUGCUGUACAUAUACGUAUAUUCACCCUAAAUGUUUAUUCAAAGUCACUAUGUUUCUUAAAAUGAUGAAAUUAUCUGAAAGAAGAGAAAUACACAUUGGUGCAGCAUCAGUAUUAAUAAUUGUAUAGUAAGUCACUGGAUUGAAUCAGUAGUCUCUGCUUUAUGAGUAGUGAAUUCUGAUGAAAAAUUAUAUACCAUGUUCUUUUGUCACGUGAUCAGUUAACAAAUGGUACAUAGUGGCCUGUGUUCUAUAGUUGACAUAUGUAUUUUAGUUCUUGACAUAUGCGGAAAAAAACAAAAAGGUUGAUAUUUGAGUGGAAUGUUUUAUUGGGCAUCAAAUGCUAGGUAUAACCAUAGCACUGAAGAUGGUAUAGGCCUUGGUAUCAAAUAGAAUCUGCUUGCCGUGCAAAAUUAAUAUUAAAACAAAUGUAAUGGCUUGAGAUGUUUGAAAGAUUGUUGUUAUGAUAACACUGCAGAUUCAUUUACUAUGAGGGACUAAAUAGAUGUUCUACUACAGAGAGUAUAUGGUAGUUAGCAUAGAGGGUCAACAAACAUUCCAUUUGUAAAUGUACUUAAUUAAAUGUUAUAUUAGUGUAUACAUUAAUAUUCUUUAAUUUAUGAGGUUUAGUGCAUUGGUAUACAACUGCUAUAAUAGGAAUGUCUAACUUUCUUCUAAAUCUUGUAGCUGGCACUAUGAAUAUGCUAGGUCUUGGUUAUUUAUAUUGUUCUAGUUAAACUAUGACAGUUGAAUUUUCAGUGAAUGUAAACACAUAUAGGUAAAAAAAUUCCCCAUACACACAUGACUGAAAAUACUUGAAUUCUAGUUCCACCAGGGACAAUCUUUCCCACUGUAAAAACAGAUUUUUGUUUUGUUUUGUUUAGCUAUAUGUUCAGAACUGUGAGUGAUAAUUUCUUUCUGAUGAAGCUGACCUCUUUUUAAAAAAAAUUCUCACAAUAGUUAUUGGAAGCAUGAGGGGGUUAGUCUGCAGAUCUGAAAUUAAUCUGAAGCUUGAGAAAAUAAAUAUUUAAUCUUAAACUGAUGUGUUUAAACAAGUUCCAAUUGGAAAACUGGUUAGUAAUGGAUUGAUAUAAUAGUACUACUGGUUUCUCUGUAGUAGUGUCAGUUUAUAAAUUGUUCAAUACCGAUAUGAAUAAAAAGAUUUGUUAGAGGUGAUGUCUAUAGGUUCUAAUAAUUCAUCUAGAGUGACAAUGUAAAAUUUUGAAUGAGAUUUGAAUUAAAAGAAGUAUAUAUUGAAGCCA
Messenger RNA from Protobothrops mucrosquamatus (brown spotted pit viper), 2847 nucleotides. RefSeq names its product ATPase H+ transporting accessory protein 2 (gene ATP6AP2). NCBI's taxonomy places the organism in Eukaryota, Metazoa, Chordata, Lepidosauria, Squamata, Viperidae. Gene Ontology annotation, molecular function: signaling receptor activity. Bases 72 to 1130 code for a protein of 352 amino acids. Gene Ontology annotation, biological process: positive regulation of Wnt signaling pathway. The transcript is spliced from 9 exons. Gene Ontology annotation, cellular component: membrane; external side of plasma membrane. The record is from RefSeq and is a predicted model, not a curated record.